This is a messenger RNA of Anguilla rostrata (American eel), 1551 nucleotides long. RefSeq names its product ntl-dependent gene 5 (gene ntd5). NCBI's taxonomy places the organism in Eukaryota, Metazoa, Chordata, Actinopteri, Anguilliformes, Anguillidae. The record is from RefSeq and is a predicted model, not a curated record. Gene Ontology annotation, cellular component: extracellular region. Bases 64 to 1131 code for a protein of 355 amino acids. Gene Ontology annotation, molecular function: peptidase inhibitor activity. The transcript is spliced from 8 exons.
CCCUACUCAAACCAUCCCGUUUUCCCGCUACCCAUUUCAUAAUCACUCGACCAGCAGUGAGAGAUGGACUCUUCUCUGCUCUUCCUCUUGUCUUUUUGGGCUUUGACUGGAUCCUUCAUCUCCCAAGCAACUGCUGAAUCGACGGAGUCGUGUCCAGAGAGAAUUUUGGGAAAUGAGAGGCGACGGAGCUGCCCUAAGCCAUGCAAGCAGGACAAGGACUGUCCCAACAAACGCCAGUGUCUUUGCGAUGGACAGUGUGGGCUAAGCUGCGUGGCUCCAGGUCGCACCUGUCCCUGGCCUCUGACCCCAAGUCCCAACUCAGUUGCUCGCCUGCUUUCUCCUGCUCCUUCCUUUUCCGCCCUUCUUGAAAUCCGCUGCCAACCCAAUUUCAAGAUGACCAAUGGCCUGGAAGCAGCGAUCCGCCGUUGCCAAGGUGACCGGCAAUGGAGUGGGGAAGAUCCAGUCUGCACUGGUGCAGCAGAUGCUGCUCCUAUGGCUGCCCCCAUUUCCUGCCCAGUACCAGAGGAGACCGGAUUGACCCUCGAGGGUACUGCUGCAUUGGGCUCUCACAUCAGCUACAGCUGCCGUCCUGGAUUCGCGCUGCUUGGAAACAGAGAGAAUUUCUGUCAGGAGGACGAAACCUGGCAAUACCCUCAUCCCAUCUGUCAGAGAGUGUUUUGCCCUCCACCUAAGGAAGUAGAACAGGGUUAUCUGGUGGCUGUUCAGAAACAGGAGUAUGAAGUAGGAGAGGCCAUCUAUUACCUCUGCAAGAAGACAUUCCUGCUGGAUGGACCGAACCGUGUUAACUGCCUGCCAGAUGGUACAUGGAGCACCAUCCCAUUUUGUCGUGCUCGUUGCCCAGUCCCAGCCCAGCGCAGCCGUGUAAUACUUGCAGGGGUGAAGCUCUGGCCCUAUGAGAUCCCCGAGGGGGUGGUCACACAUGGACAGAAUGUCACCUUUUACUGCAAACACCCAGAAAAGCGCUGCAGUUUCACCGCCGAGCAGCCCUGCUUUGAUGGUCAGCUUACAGCUCCCAGCUGUUACCUUGAGCCCACUUGGCUGCAGUUUAAACUCUUCCCACACCGACUAGUUUCGGAAAUUGCGCAGUGUGAUGCCAGUAACCUCCUGUGACAUCUCGACCUCCUGACUCCAUGGCUACUAUUGUUUCUGCGCCAAGUUUCUACCAGUUAAAACAUAUGGCAGAAGCUACAUUCUGUUUGCCCCACUUUUGGCAACCGUGCAUUUCAAUUUAUUCAGUGUUAUUUCCCACUCUGAUUUCCCCAUAACAACGUGUGAAUGUACGUGUCAUAUUCUUCUCUCUCUCUUAUUUUUUGGGGGUUACUUGAGUAAUCAUUGAUUUCUUUCUCAUCUGUGGUACCUUUUGUCUGAAUGAUUGAUAUUUAAGUGUGCUGCCAAUUUUCCCACGUGUACAUUAAAGUCUGGCAUGCUGCCCUUGGAUUUUUGCACCUUCUACUUUAAGUGACGCGUGAAGCCACGUGCUUUUCAAGUGAUAAGACCUGUUCUGAAUAAAACUGUGAAAUGAGGAAUGGA